AUGACUUCAAUAACGACGAGUGAUUGUCGAACAAAUCAGAAUAGUAAAAACCAUUAUAACGAUGAAAGCACAUCAGAUGAUAGUCUUUUAUUGAUGGGUGAUGAUAUGGAAGAAAAAGCACCGUUACUAAACAUCCUUACCGAUGAUUUAGACAGAGAUGCUUUGAUUUUAUCGACUGAUAUUCCUUUACGUCCACGCUCAACUAAUUCGCAUUGUCAUGUACCUGAUGAUAAGUUUGAUUACACCGCCCGAAAUCGUCUCAUUGCUGUCUUGAUUGUCUGUGUCGUUUUUAUGGUCAUUGAAAUCAUUGGUGGUAUACUUUCGAAUUCAACGGCGAUCGCAACGGAUGCUGCACAUAUGUGUAUCGAUGCCGCCAGUUUUCUUAUUUCGUUAGCAGCCAUGUAUCUAGCGAGAAGGAAACCUACGAAGAAGCUGUCGUAUGGGUAUAUACGAGCAGAAAUACUUGGAGCAUUGGUGAGUGUAUUGACAAUAUGGGUGGCAACCGGUAUUCUUGUAUAUAUGGCUAUUGGCCGUUGUGUUGAUCAGAGUUUCGAAGUGAAACCAUUGGAGAUGAUCAUUGUAGCAUCAUGUGGCGUCGUUUUCAAUAUAGUAAUGUUUUUUGUUUUACAUGCUAAUGUAUGUGGUAACUCACUACCGCAUCACGGACAUUCACAUGGAGGUGGCCACGGUCAUUCCCACAAUAAUCAUUCUCAUACUGAUAACGAUGACGUUCUAUCGGUUGAGAUUACAUCGCCCGAUCAUCAGCACUCGCAUUCACAUUCACAUUCACAUCAUAAACCAUCAAAGUCAUCCAACAAUAUCAACGUCCGAGCAGCCGUCAUCCAUGUCAUCGGCGACUUUGUUCAGAGUGUUGGCGUUCUCUGCGCUGCCAUACUCAUCAAGCUCAAACCUGAAUACAAACUAGCCGAUCCGAUCUGUACUUUCAUCUUCUCGAUCUUGGUUCUCAUCACCACGAUCACAAUCAUGCGUGAUAUUGUUGUCGUUCUCAUGGAAGGUGUUCCAUCACAUGUCAACUACAGUGGCAUCGUAGACGAUCUUCUUCGUUUGCCAGAUGUUCGAAAUGCUCAUAGUCUUCACAUCUGGUCAUUGUCAACUCAAAAGGUGGCAUUAUCUGUUCAUAUAGCGAUAGAAAACGAAGGUGAUUCGAUGAGAGUACUGACUGAAGCACAAGAAAUGCUUCGUCGUGAUCAUGGAAUCAGUCGAUCGACGAUACAAGUGGAAAUGUACGAUGCGAAUAUUAUGAACUCAUGUGACAAUUGUCAGCGUCCUGAUGUUUAG
Adineta ricciae is the source of this 1299-nucleotide messenger RNA. Lineage: Eukaryota; Metazoa; Rotifera; Eurotatoria; Adinetida; Adinetidae. The record is from the annotation of a GenBank genome assembly.